UUAUAUGAUAUUGUAUAGCCAAAUUGACUCAAAAGAUAUUUAUUAUUCUUCUUUUUGGUGAUCAGCUUCUCUCUCUUGUCAGUAAUGGUGACAAGCUCCCAGGAAUCUAGUGCUUUUGCUUGCUAAAUGGUUAAUGCUUGAGCCACAAAGAAAAUAAGAGUGUUGAGUAGUACAAAGGUUGGUGGUAGGAGAAGAAGAAAGGAAAUAUAAAAAAGAAGAGUUAAAGAAGGAUCAUGUGUGGGGCUAAUAGGGCCUGUACAAUCACUUAGAACCAGGGAACCAAAACUUAAUAGCCUUUUUUUCUUCUCUAUUCUUGGUAGAGUGCACCCCACCUGUUCUACAGAAUGUGCACGACUACACGUGUUUAUAACAAUCUUUUCUGCAUUUUGUGGACAUCUAAUAUGAUCCCCUUCACAUCAGUUACAUGAGUUUUGCUGUUUGGUGUGACUUGUGGACUUAACUGAUCCAUUCAAGUACUUUUUCCAGGCCUAGUUGCAGUUUCAGAAGGGGAGAAAAUAUUUGCAGAGAGGCAAAGGAGAACCAAAACCCCAUUAUAGUAAUGGCAGAGGAUAAGGGAUUCUCUGUCUUGGAUAACAGAUUUGGGUAUGACAAGAAGAGUGACACUGAUAUUAUGUAUCCUAUGUAUUUUGGUGUUUCUUGUGCGUUUUUUGCACUCCAAGCACUCACAAAACCACAUGUUGAGGUUGAAAAAUGGAGUGAAAUCCGUGACAGCAUACUCCAAGGGAGUGCACAGCUGCUUGGGUUGAUUGUGUGGAAGGUUCAGAAAGGGGUGCCGGCUGGGAAAGAAUAUAGCAAGAUUCUCUUCAAGCUCAGUAAUGCUGAGAGGGAGAUUGAGAAUCUCAAGAAGAUGAGGCAUGAGGAUGCAAAGGCCAAUGAGAAAGUUGUGGGGAUCUUUGCUGCACAGGAGCAGAGUUGGUUGCAUGAAAGGCGGAAACUUCGGCAGCACAUUGGGGCUCUGAUGAAUGAGCUGAGAGUGUUUGAAAAGAAAAAGGAUGAGGCUGUCUCUGAAAUGAGCCAGAAAUUGAAGGAAAUGGAGGAUUUGCUGGAGUCCAGGGACAAAGUGAUUCAAGAAGGGGAGCAGAAGAGGAAGGAGUUGGAGGAAAAUCUUGCAAAGGCUGAAAGGGAAGCAGAAGAAUUGAGAGAAUCUGUUAAGCUUGAAGCUCAGGAACACUCCUCUGAUCUCAGGAAGCACAAAACUGCCUUCAUUGAGCUGGUGUCAAACCAACGGCAGCUAGAAGCAGAGCUUGGCCGUGCCAUGAAGCAGUUGGAGGCUGCAAAGCAGGAGCUCGGUUCAGUCUUGGAGAAGAAGGAGGAGUCAGAAUUGGUGGCCCAAAACUUGUCUAUUGAGAUUGCAAGGCUACAUAAGGAUUUGGAGCAGAAAGACAAGAUUUUGUCAGCAAUGUUGAGGAAAUCAAAGCUUGAUACAGCGGAGAAGCAAAUGCUGUUAAAGGAGGUUAAAUUGUCAAAGGCUAGGAGGAAGCAUGCUGAGCAAGAAUCUGAAAGGUGGAAAGCAGUUUCAGAAGGGAAACAUGAGAGACAUUCCUUGAAGAGCAUGUUGGUGAACUUGAGUUCAAGGAUGGAUGUUUUCCCUGCUCCUAGAGUUGGCCAGCAUAGUUCAACAGGAUCAUCACAGAUUGCAAAGGAAUCAGAUUCUUUUCCACACUUUGCUGAUAAAUAUUUGCCACAAAGAACUGAAGGCUUGUAUUGGAUGCGAGCCGAAGCAGAAAGAUACGCGGCUCUGAUUGAACAAAGGCACCAUUUGGAGCUGGAUGCUUUUGCAGAACAAAUGAGAAUGAAAGAUGAGAAGCUAGAGGCGUUUCGCUGGCAGUUGUUGAGAAUGGAACUAGAAACAAAGCAGCUUCAGUCACAUUUGGAGGGGCUGGUGAAGGAUGUUACACAGCUGAGACAUGACAAGAUGAGAUUGGAGACCUUAGUGUUGGAGAGAGAAGAUGAACUUGCUUCACUGAAAGAGAAAUUUUCCUCACAAAUGAGGUCAUUCAACUGUAUGAGAAAUAACAACUCAAAUUUGCAUCCACAGCCUUCAGAACCAGUGCAACAAGAUGCUGUCUGCUCUAAAGUCAAGGUUGUGAAGAGAAAAUCAGGUGAGAAAGAACAAGAAAUUGUGGAAACUUUGAUUGAAGUGGAUUGUGAAAAGGAAGUGCACCCUGUGGAACAUGAUCAAUUCAAUAAUGAUGCUAAUUCAGUAGUGCAGUCUCAAAACAAUGAAAUUGAAGUAGAAAAAGAUAUUUCUAUGGAGGGUAGUAGUAGCAUUAUGCAGAACCAAAGUCCAAAUCCUAAUCAAAUAGAAGUUGAUGGUGCUGAAAAGAUAGCAUCUACCAGCCAGCCAUCUAAUAAGACAAAAUCCCCAUGGAAGAUGGAUCUCCAUGCUCUUGGUGUUUCUUACAAGAUCAAGAGGCUGAAGCAGCAACUUGUUCUUGUCGAAAGGUUGGCCGGAAUGCAGGCAAGUGAUGAAAAAUCAGAAACCAGUGAUGAGAGCAGAGGUGGUAUGAAGGCAUAUCUGUCCUUGACUGCUUUGCUAAAUAAACAAGUUGGAAGAUACCAGUCCCUCCAAGAAAAGACUGAUGAUCUUUGCAAAAGGAUGCAUGAGAAUGACAUAUAUGCAAGGCGUGGAGAGAUGAAUGGUGGUGCAAGAUCAACACUAGAAGAGUUUCUAGAGGAGACAUUUCAGUUACAAAGGUACAUAGUUGCAACAGGACAAAAGCUGAUGGAAAUCCAAUCAAAGAUUGUUUCUGGGUAUGGUGGGGUGGCAGAGGAGAUGGAGAAGAGUGCUGGCAUUGACAUGAAGCGCUUUGCUGACAGCAUCAAGAACCUGUUCCAAGAAGUUCAAAGGGGUCUAGAAGUUCGCACAUCAAGAAUCAUUGGUGACCUUGAGGGAACACUUGCUUGUGAUGGAAUCACAUCUUUCAGGAGAUAGAAUUGCAAAGUUAAACAUCUUUUUAUACAUUAUUUAUCCAAUAAGUUUUCUCAGAGCUAUAGUAAAAGAAAAUAUUAGCAUACUGUUUAGUGAUUACUACAGUUAAUAACAUCAUCAAUGUGUAUGUGUAUAUAUGCAAAUCACACAGUUCUAAUGGAAUUGAAAUUUCAAGGAAGUCAUGGACCCACCAUUAUAAAUCAAGGUAAGGUGAGGUAACAUGGCUAUAAGCAAAA
Molecule: messenger RNA, 3189 nt
Organism: Arachis duranensis
Lineage: Eukaryota; Viridiplantae; Streptophyta; Magnoliopsida; Fabales; Fabaceae
Product: intracellular protein transport protein USO1
Exons: 4
Coding region: 560-2956 (798 amino acids)
Source: RefSeq, a predicted model, not a curated record